UGUUAUGGUGACUCCGUGACUUGUAGAAUAAAUUUCAUAAAAUUUUAAAAUAUAUUAUUGUUUAUCUCCUCAUAAUAAAUACAGAUUAUUUCUUUAAAACCGCGAGUUUUUCAAAAAAGAAAACAAAAUGCCUGAUCAUUUAGGAGAUGAUAUGCGAAAAGUUAAAGAUGACAAAGAAGAACCUGAAAAAGAAAUCAAAUCCCUCGAUGAAGGAGACAUUGCACUCUUAAAAUCAUAUGGACAAGGUCAAUACACAAAGAUCAUCAAGGAAGUGGAAGAAGGCAUCCAAACAGUGAUGAAGAGGGUCAAUGAACUGACUGGUAUCAAGGAGUCAGACACAGGUCUAGCGCCGCCUGCUUUAUGGGAUUUAGCAGCUGAUAAACAGACAUUACAAAAUGAACAACCGUUACAGGUAGCAAGAUGUACAAAGAUAAUCAACGCUGAUUCAAAUGAUCCUAAAUACAUAAUCAAUGUAAAGCAAUUCGCAAAGUUUGUUGUGGACCUUGCAGACUCUGUCGCUCCCACUGAUAUUGAAGAGGGUAUGCGAGUUGGCGUCGAUCGCAACAAGUACCAGAUCCACAUACCGCUGCCUCCUAAAAUCGACCCCACGGUCACCAUGAUGCAGGUUGAAGAGAAGCCAGAUGUGACGUACAGUGACGUGGGCGGCUGUAAGGAGCAGAUCGAGAAGCUGAGGGAAGUGGUUGAGACUCCGCUGUUGCAUCCGGAGAAAUUCGUGAAGCUAGGUAUCGAGCCACCAAAGGGUGUGUUAUUGUUCGGCCCGCCCGGUACCGGCAAGACGUUGUGUGCGAGAGCAGUCGCUAAUAGAACUGAUGCCUGCUUCAUUAGAGUUAUCGGUUCUGAGCUGGUACAAAAGUACGUGGGCGAAGGAGCGCGUAUGGUGCGCGAGUUGUUCGAAAUGGCGCGAAGCAAGAAGGCGUGUCUCAUUUUCUUUGAUGAAAUCGACGCCAUUGGUGGAGCGAGAUUCGAUGAUGGGGCCGGUGGUGAUAACGAAGUGCAGAGAACCAUGUUGGAGUUGAUCAACCAGCUGGACGGGUUCGACCCACGUGGUAACAUUAAGGUGCUAAUGGCCACAAAUCGUCCGGACACACUAGACCCCGCCCUCAUGAGGCCCGGUCGUCUGGACCGCAAGGUGGAGUUCGGUCUCCCGGACCUGGAGGGUCGAGCGCAUAUAUUCCGCAUACACGCGAGGUCCAUGAGCGUGGAGAGGGAUAUACGUUUCGAUCUGUUGGCCAGAUUGUGCCCUAAUUCUACGGGAGCCGAAAUUAGGUCGGUAUGUACCGAAGCGGGUAUGUUCGCGAUCCGCGCUCGCCGCAAAGUGGCCACAGAGAAGGAUUUCCUAGAAGCAGUCAAUAAGGUCAUCAAGAGCUAUGCCAAGUUCUCCGCUACUCCAAGAUACAUGACCUACAAUUAAUCUAGAAUCAAUAUAUUGUGAAUUAUUCAUACAUUAAA
Molecule: messenger RNA, 1470 nt
Organism: Colias croceus (clouded yellow)
Lineage: Eukaryota; Metazoa; Arthropoda; Insecta; Lepidoptera; Pieridae
Gene: Rpt1
Product: 26S proteasome regulatory subunit 7
Exons: 10
Coding region: 128-1432 (434 amino acids)
Biological process (GO): proteasome-mediated ubiquitin-dependent protein catabolic process
Cellular component (GO): proteasome regulatory particle, base subcomplex
Molecular function (GO): ATP binding; ATP hydrolysis activity; proteasome-activating activity
Source: RefSeq, a predicted model, not a curated record